Messenger RNA from Poeciliopsis prolifica (blackstripe livebearer), 3120 nucleotides. RefSeq names its product gastrula zinc finger protein XlCGF57.1-like. Bases 573 to 2114 code for a protein of 513 amino acids. Gene Ontology annotation, biological process: regulation of DNA-templated transcription. The transcript is spliced from 2 exons. Lineage: Eukaryota; Metazoa; Chordata; Actinopteri; Cyprinodontiformes; Poeciliidae. The record is from RefSeq and is a predicted model, not a curated record. Gene Ontology annotation, molecular function: RNA polymerase II cis-regulatory region sequence-specific DNA binding; DNA-binding transcription factor activity, RNA polymerase II-specific.
UGUUGUUAGCUUGACUGGAAGUCCCAAUAGAAAAAACGGGAUUAUUCAGUAAAACAAAUGCAUAAUUUAUGUAUCUGUCGCUACUCGAGAGUCUUCGUGGGGUUACGUGUUGUAGAUGUUUAUUUGUAACCGCAGUGAUUAUUUCUCCCCUCGGUAUAAAAUGUAGCUAGGCUGCAUUAGCAAAGCGAAUGGACUGUUAAGCUCCGUGAAGCUAAAGCUGCUAACAACACAGACCUCGUCGGUCUGAGGUAGACGCUGAUAAAGUUCGUGGUUUAAUACAACAAGACGAGUCCAUUCUCCGAACUGGUGAGACUGUGGGGAAGACGGGAUCAGGGGAUACUUCCUCUGCCUCGUAGUCCAGCCGAGGGCCGAGAGGCUGGGGAAUGAACCCAGAAACUGACCAGGGGGUCUCGCUUUGUUUUCUCAGUUCUCCUUUUUGGAUCGGGUGCUGAUUUGUGUCCGAUUCCAGUUUGAGGCGGCAAAACGGGAUGCGAAUGAGACCUUAAUCUACUACAACAUGUAGAAGGUUGAAAACAAGCAUUGUGAAAAGGAGAAUCCCAGGUCCAGUGAGGAUGACUGAGAUUAUGAAGGUUGAAGCUGAUGAACCUGGAGGGUUCGGCUUGGAAGCCCCCAUCCCUGCAGGUUCCACAUCAGAACUGGAGGAGGAAACACAAGACUGCAAAGAUCUCAUGUUCCCAGACCUUCAGAUUGUGGUGGUUAAAGAAGAACUUUGUGAUUCAUGGAGCUCCAGCUCUGACCAGCAGGACCCCGAGCCCCCCCACAUAAAGGAAGAAGAAGAGGAGCAGUGGAUCAGUCAGCAGAAAGAGCAGCUUAUUGUGAAGACUGAAUAUGAAGAGAAACCACAGUUAUCAGAUCUUCAUCAGAUGAAAACUGAAGGCAACACAGAGACUGAAGGCACGAGCAGCAGCUCAGCUGAACAGAUGGAAACAGAACCUGAUGGAGUCGACUGUGGAGGACCAGAACCAGACAGGAACCCAGAUCCACAGUGUUCGUCCCAACAAAUUAAGAUAACUGUUCACAAAAGAGGUAAAAGAUCUAAAAUUAGUUCCAAGCUUACAACUCAGAGUGAAGUCCAAGCAGGAGAAAGGCCAUUUGGUUGUGAUGUUUGUGGCAAAAGAUUCAAAUGUAGAAUUCAUGUUGAUUUCCACAUGAAGACUCACACUGCAAAGAGAGAGCAUAACUGUGAUUUUUGUGGUAAAGGAUUUCAAGACGACCAUUCCCUACAGACGCAUGUAAGGGUUCACACUGGAGAGAAACCUUUCGCUUGUGAUGAUUGUGGGAAAAGGUUUCAUGCAAAGAAUAUUCUUAAUAGUCACAUGAAAGUCCAUUCAGAAGAAACAUUUCCUUGUGAGGUUUGUGGCUCAAUAUUUAAAAGAAAAGAAAGCCUUAAAAAGCACAUGUGGACCCACACUUCACAGAGACCGUUUGUCUGUAGUGUUUGCAGUAAAGGGUUUUUGAAACAAGAUCAUCUAAAGGGCCACAUGCGUAUUCACACAGGAGAGAAGUCGUUCAUUUGCAGCUUCUGUAGCAAAGGGUUUUCACUGCAACACAAUCUGAAAAGACAUAUGGUUGUUCACACAGGAGAGAAACCACUGAUUUGUACUGUUUGCAGUAAAGGAUUUUCACAACAUUUAGAUCUGAAGAGGCACAUGCGUGUCCACACAGGAGAGAAACCCUUUGUUUGUAGCGUUUGCAGUAAAGAAUUUUCAAAUCCUGGAGGUCUGAAAAAGCAUAUGAAUUUUCACACCGCAGCGUUCAGCUGUAAUGACUGUAGUAAACAUUUUGUGGAUGAAAUGCAGCUGGAGCGACAUGCGAGAGUUCACAUAGAGGAGAGACCAUUUGCUUGUGACAUCUGCAAAAGCAGAUUUAAUCAUAAGUGUCACCUUAAAAAGCACAUGCGAGUCCAUUCGGGGGAGAAACCGUUUAUUUGUGGUGUUUGUAGUAAAGGAUUUACACUGCAGGAGAAUCUAAAGAGACACAUGCGCACUCACACAAGGGAGAAACCAUUUGAGUGUAGUGUUUGCGGUAAAGCAUUUUCGCAGCAUGGGAAUCUGAAAAGACACAUGGGUGUUCAUGAGGGCUGCCUCUCAUGAUUAUUGUGAUGGUUGACGAAUCACUCUGUAAUUUCCCAACAAGUCUUUAUUUAGCAGAUUGGGAGAAAGCUGCUGUCAUGGGAUUUUUCUGGAUGCAUCUCUGAUUCAACACCCUCAUCAUUGUGGCAUUCAGCUCCAGGCGUUUUGGAAAAGAGAUGCAAUUAAAUUAGGCACUCCGUCUCUACAGAAUGAUAUCAAUUCUUACAGUAAGUUGAGACAUGUUUUAAAAAAUAUAUUUGAAAAUACAAUUUUUCUGUAGCUGUAUUUUAAAUUAUGGUUAGGCAAAAUCCAUUUUUAAAAUCACAAUAAAUCAUUCAUUAAUACGAGAAAACACAAUAGGAGAUUCAGAGCCAAUUUCUGAUCUUUGGGUUCAGUAAAGUAUUUUAUGUGAACCCAUAAUCUAUUCAUGUCUUUCACUCAUUUUUUUUUUGUCUUAAGCAACUAGUGAUGGUGCUGUUGGUUAAAUCAUUGAUGUCCUUUGACUGUUUCUCCUUAAAAAGCCAGUUUGGUGAUCUUGUUCUUUGUUGCUUCUGUCUUUGGUCACAUUGUUCAUGUCUGUGUUUUGUUUUUUUAUUGUAUGAGAAUUGUUGUCAAUGUUCAACCAAUGAGUGAUGUUUAGUGCCUAACCAACCUGAAAGUUAAUCCUGGUUUCAAAGGCACCGCCUCUCUAUCAGAGCUGUGUUUUCAGAAAGUAACGGCUAUGCCUUGUAACUCUCUGUCAGCAUAAAUUAUUUACGUAACUACAAAACGUUUGGCUUAUUUUUGUUAAAAUAAGCACCAGACGUUACAAUGCUACAUGGAACUUGGUUCCCAAUAGUGUCUCUUUAAGGUAAAAUGAUCUGCAUAGUAAAGUAUGGGCACUAGAUGUUACCUCUUCAUUACUUCCUGCUGCCAGUUAUUCACUUUCUAACUCGCCUCUCUGAAAUAUUAGCUUUUAUUUAAUCUUGUAUAAAAACAUGUUGUCUUAAAAAGUUUAUAAAAAAUCAUGUUGCUAAAUACAUUGAAG